Molecule: messenger RNA, 1484 nt
Organism: Agrilus planipennis (emerald ash borer)
Lineage: Eukaryota; Metazoa; Arthropoda; Insecta; Coleoptera; Buprestidae
Product: 4-aminobutyrate aminotransferase, mitochondrial-like
Exons: 4
Coding region: 1-1179 (392 amino acids)
Biological process (GO): GABA catabolic process
Cellular component (GO): mitochondrion
Molecular function (GO): pyridoxal phosphate binding
Source: RefSeq, a predicted model, not a curated record
AUGCCACAAAUUGCUUUCUGUUUUCUUAAUACGAAUGCUAUAGUUUUGGAUAAUGACAGGCUAAAAUUAGCUUUUAUUAGGACUAUUAACUCCAAAGUUCGUAUGAUUUUCAUACAGGUAGCACCGCCUCAAAUGUCAAAUGUUGUAACAAUGAUGUGUGGAGCUUGUUCGAAUGAGAAUGCAAUGAAGCACAUGUUUAUUUCUUAUCAACGGAAAAUACGUGGAAAUGACACAGACUAUACGGAAACGGAAAUGAAAACCAGUAUUACCAAUUUACCACCAGGUUGUCCAGAGCUUUCGAUUCUUUCAUUCUAUGAAUCAUUUCAUGGUAGAACAUUGGGAGCUUUAAGCGUCACCCAUUCGAAAGCCAUUCACAAACUUGACUUUCCGGCAUUCGAUUGGCCCAUUGCUCAUUUUCCAAAAUACAAAUACCCGUUGAAUGAAAACAUGUGCGAAAAUGACAAGGAAGACGACCGAUGCCUUGCAGAAGUCGAAGAAUUAAUAGAAAAAUAUCGAAAAAAGGGAAAACCGGUAGCAGGAAUUAUUGUUGAACCAAUUCAAGCAGAAGGAGGAGAUAAUGAAGCGUCGCCAAUAUUUUUCCAAAAAUUACAAUUGAUUGCAAAACAAAAUUCUGCUUCUUUAUUAAUUGAUGAAGUGCAGACAGGAUGUGGUGUGACAGGAAAGAUGUGGUGUCACGAAUACUUCAACUUGCCUACUCCUCCUGACUUGGUAACCUUCAGCAAAAAAAUGCAAGUCGGUGGCUACUAUCAUACUGCGGAGAUGAAACCAUCGUUAUCAUACCGAAUUUUUAACACAUGGAUGGGAGACCCUGGUAAAUUACUGAUACUAGAAGAAGUUUUGAAUGUUAUGCAGCAAGAAAAAUUAAUAGAAAAUGUCAAUAAGGUUGGUAAGAAAUUGAUGAAUGAACUUUUUCAUCUGCAAUAUGAAUUUCCCAGCGUGAUUAAUUCUGUACGGGGCCGAGGAACAUUUUUAGCUUUCAAUGCUGCUGAUAGUAAAAUGAGGCAGAAACUGAUUUUAAAGCUUCAAGAACUAGGAAUAAAUAUUGGAGUUUGUGGUGAACGCUCUAUAAGAUUAAGGCCAGCCUUAACAUUUCAAGAACGCCAGGCUUCCAUGUUUUUAGACGCAUUGCGAGGUGCUAUUACGUUAGUGCUUGCCUAAAACUUUAGUGUACUAAACCGGAAAGCCGAGAAGGACAAACUUACUAAAUAGUUAUUUUUUAUAAGUGACAUACUCUUUAUUGUAUAUCUAUACGUACUGUUUGCUGUUUGAUUAGAAAAAGAAAUUUUGUAUUACAUUAAGAAUGGUUAUGAAGAAAGCCUCCUGCAUUCCUUAUUUUUCAUAAUCGUCUUAACACAUACGUAUUACGUUACAGUUAAUAAGCGAAAUCAGUCAAUUUGCAUAAUAACCGGAUAAUGUUCUAUACCUUUUAUUUUUACUUCUUAAAGGAUAGGUUAUGGUUGAGA